ACACGCAAACAAACCGUUACUCCAGUGUUUACGCUGAUAACGGAAGUUCAGCGCGGCGAUCGAACCGUUAAAGGAGCUCAGCUGUAAGUGUUUAAUGGAGCGUUAUGAGUCUCUGGGUCUGGUCGGGGAGGGCAGUUACGGCACUGUGCUGAAGUGCCGUCACCGAGACUCCGGACGCCUCGUCGCCAUCAAGAAGUUCGUGGACUCAGACGAUGACAAGACGGUGAAGAAGAUUGCCCUGAGGGAGAUCAAGCUGCUGAAGCAACUGCAUCACGACAACCUGGUGAACCUUCUUGAAGUCUGGAAGCGUCGCCGCCGUUGGUAUCUGGUUUUCGAGUUUGUGGAGCGAACCCUUCUGGAUGACCUGGAGCAAAACCCCAGUGGACUGGACCUGAACACCAGCCGGCAGUACCUGUACCAGAUCCUGAGGGCUGCUGCUUUCUGCCACCAGCAAAAUAUCAUCCACCGGGACAUCAAACCAGAGAACAUUCUCAUCUCUCAGGGGGGUGUGGUUAAGAUGUGCGACUUCGGCUUUGCCAGGACCAUGACAUCGCCAGCUGAGGGGGGCGUCUACACUGACUAUGUGGCCACUCGCUGGUACAGAGCACCUGAACUGCUGGUGGGAGACACCAAGUACGGAAAACCGGUAGAUGUGUGGGCUGUUGGUUGUCUGUUAUUAGAGAUGUUAACAGGUCAGCCUCUCUUUCCUGGAGACUCCGACCUCGACCAAAUCUACCACAUUGUCAGGUGCUUUGGUAACCUGACAGCUCAUCACCAGGAGAUGUUCUACAGGAACCCCGUCUUCUCUGGAGUCAGACUGCCUGAAUGUUCUGGAAAAGUCCCACUGGAGCAGCGCUUCCCUACAAUCACACCCAGUGCUCUGGACCUGGCUCAGAACUGUCUCCAGAUGGAUCCAGAAAGACGAGCUGAGUGUUCAGAACUGCUAGAACAUCCUCUGUUCACACAAGACUCUUUCCAUAUAAGAUUUUUGGAUGAGCUGAAUGCCAAGAUCCAAAAAGACCACAGAGAAAAUUCAACCCUUCCCAAAAUAACCAAAACCCCAAGACGAGAAAGGAGCGAAGGGGAUGACAAGAACUGGAGAAGCAAAGACAAGACUGCCGGUGAGAAAGUUAACAAGGAAAAGGAGAGGAAGGAAGAAGAGAAGAUGAUGAAAACAAAAGGAAAGCAACCUUCGAAGCUUUCUAAAAGUAUUCGGAACACUUCAGAACCAUUGAUUUCCACCAAACAAUCUAAAACGUUAGGCGCCAAGAUUAUUGAUAAUGCAGCAAAAACGACUGUGGCCAUUAAAGGUAAAGCAGGAAAGGCCACUGGUGUGGAUCUGAGAAAAGAACCUGAGAUUUCUAAAUCAAUCAAGACCCUUAAUUCUGAUUUAUUUGGGGCAGAAAAGCCUGAUCUGAGGGAUAACAACACAGUGGUAGCUAAACCUAAAUAUGGGAAAGUCGCUUCUCCAGAGAACAUGGAAGAUCAUUUGAAAACUAUGGAUACAAAAGGCAGAGAUUCUGGUUGCUUGCAUUCUAGUUACCCCAACAACAUUGUGUCAGGUGUGACCUACCAAUCAGAGCCAAGUCAAGGCUUUGGGAAGAGCUUGAACAAUUCAAACACAAAAGUACCCAACUUGUCUAAGAACUCAACCAUUGACCAUUCAUAUUGGAGUACAUCACAGAAAGCCUCUUUGAAGUCAACCAUUGAUCAUACAGACCCACACUUAACACAGAAAGUUAGUAAAAAUUCCACUACAGAAUGCCCUGAAGGUGCUUCAACAGUUGUAACUUCUAAAAUAUCAAACAGUGACCAAGUUGAGACAAGCAUGACACUUCAAUCAUCACAACAGUCAAGCAAUGACCACAUCUAUCCCCCAACUAUCCCCUCUGACACCAAGCCAUGCAAGACAACUACAACUCUGGAGCAUCACACCAAUUGCUCAGCGCCGGACAGAGAGCAAACAAGAACCUCUGAGUGUCCAAAAGUCUUAGCCUCAAAUCCUAAGCCAUCCAAGAAUACCUCAAACUCGGUCCCCAAAAUGACCAAAAACAACACAUCUUUGUCCACCAGUCCCUCAAAGACUCUAACCUCAGAUCAUUCAAGGCAGUCCUCCACAGUCUUUAUGGAGGCCAGUCCUGCCCACAGCACUGCAACACUACCUCAAGAAACCUCAACUUCAAAGGUGCCUAAAACAUACUCAUCAUCAGAUCCUAAACCCACAAAUGACACCUGUGUACCUAACAAAUCUUCAAGGGGUGCUCCAAUAGACGGGGAACUUACAGAAGUAUCUAUUACAACCAAAAAUCAGCAGGGUAUCAAUGAGGAUCAUGGGUGCUUGAGGAUGAGCCCAGCUGCAAACCACUUUGAGAUAUCCAAUGCUUCAGGUGGAGAUUACAAAGAGAAUCCUGGAUCUUCAGAGCCCUCUAGUGUCCAUCUGCAGAGCACUUCGAAAUCCAAGAUCAUAACAGAAUCCAGAACAACUUCAACAUCCAUGCCAAGUAAUAUACUUAAAACUACUAUGUCACUAGAGGCCAUUAUUCCGAACACAUUGACCGUCUCGGAUAAAGAGAACAAAGAGGACUCAGAGCAUUCUUUAUCCAUUAGUCCAACAACCAAGUCUUUAGUAAAUCAAACCUCAAAGGUUUCUGGAAUCUCAAAUAUUGAGCAAAAGAACAACAGCAGUGAAGCUGAACCGAACACAAAAUCUGUGAAACCUCCUCAUUUUAAAUCUUUGACAGGCGAACCAAAAACAAAGCUUGGAUCUUUUAGCAACCACACCAAGUCUACUGCAACAAUGACCCUAAAGACUCAGAAAACUACUUUUCCUGUAGAGGCAAGAAAGAAAAGAGACAACCCAGAAAGGGACGGCACAGCAAUUAUAUCCACUAUCACAGAUUCAACUUCAUUCACCUCUGCAACGACUCCAGACCACAAAGUUUCAUCAAGAAGCUCCAUCUUUCACAACAUGGACACUGCAGAUGUUCAUGAGUUUUCCCCCAGUGUACCCCAUUCCUCUCCACCGCCUCCUCCUCCUCCUCCCUCUUCCACUCCUCUACUCCUCCCUCCAUCCUCAACACCCUUUAUCCCCCCCUUCUCUGUUGUCGAACCAGCCGCCGGAAAUCACCUUUCCCCGGGGGCAGGUGUCCAUCCUGGGACCCACAGCCAUAGGUGUUCAGACAAGUCCAGGCAUCAUGGUGGCAUUUACAGUCGACUGUCUGGCCACAUUACCGGAUCCCUCGCUGCACAGGUGUCAGAGAAGAGUCUGUCUGAUCGCUGUAACCUUGGCAACAGCAGUGGCAUUACAGCAACCAAAAAGAAGUCAGACAUCCAUUUCCCAGAUCUGAGAAGCUCAGUGCUGCCAGAGCUCAGAGGAAGAGAAGGCAAACACAACAAAGGAAUUUCGAAGGAUCAGAGGAAAGACAAACAGCAAGUUCUUCCAUCAGAACCACAGCAGCACGGACACAACAGCACUGAGACACAAUCACCAUAACGGACGCCCCUGUCAGACAUGCACCUCUCUAGUUUAAUGUGAUGUCAACAUGGAC
Messenger RNA from Epinephelus lanceolatus (giant grouper), 3548 nucleotides. RefSeq lists its product as uncharacterized. Lineage: Eukaryota; Metazoa; Chordata; Actinopteri; Perciformes; Serranidae. The record is from RefSeq and is a predicted model, not a curated record. Gene Ontology annotation, biological process: protein phosphorylation. Gene Ontology annotation, molecular function: ATP binding; protein kinase activity.